UGCGAUAUUCGCGAAUAAAAUUUGCAUUGCGAAUAUUCGCGAGCAACACUAUUAGACACCAAGAAGGAGAGGGAAACAAGAAGCAGGGCUCACAAUCAGACAUGGACAUAAUGCAUUUAAGUACGCCUCUUCAAGGUGUACACAUUGGAAGCAUAGAAGAGGAGGUACCCCUUGAUUUCAUUCAUGAUGUGUCCAGUCGUGAACAAUAUCAAAGUCCUGUAUUGCCACUCCUAUUUACAACUGACCUUCCAGAAUCAUCACCACCAUCAUCCUCUGGCUCUUUAGUUGUAAUGGAUACACCACCCUCCCAUUCAAGUAGUGCCACCGUCCCCAGUACAAGGCCUCCAGCUUCCAAAAGCAAUCCCCUCCCGCAAAAUGCCCCAUCUGCACUACCCGGUUCCAGUUCCAGCCGGAAAUCUAAAGUUUGGGAGCAUUUUUCAAUAGUUGGUGAUGGUAGAUCAGCUAAAUGUAAGCUAUGUGGCAGGGAAGUCAGUCGUGGUAGAGUUAUAGGGCAUCUGACUAAUUCUGGCAUGAAUCACCAUUUGCGCACACACCACAAGCCAGUCCUGUUAAGAGAAGACAGUGGGUUGUUGUCACCUCAACCUAGUAAAAAAGGGCAAGUAGUUCUAGUUCCAGUGCUACCAUCAGCUCAGAUAACCUGGACAAGGGGCACAGAGGUGAAGCUGUUGACCCCAGUCAAUCAAAACAGCCCACCUUGGAUCAAUUUAGUGGAUUUCAUUCCAGGGGGAUUUCAAGACAGCAGUCCCGUAAAAUUACCCGCCUCAUUGGCGAGCUCAUAGCCGUCGGGGGAGCUCCCUUUAACAUGGUGGAGGGGGAACCGUUUAAACGUCUAAUGCAGGCAGUUGCACCCCAGUAUGUAAUUCAUCCCGUACUACAUUUAGUCGCAGUAUAGUACCCUUCUUACAUAAAUCUUGUGUGGAGUUAAUAAAACAGGAGCUAGGCAGAGCCGCAGGACAGUCAGUACAUUUCACCACAGACUUGUGGAGUGCUCCCAGUGGGCAGCAUGCCUUCUUAUCACUAACAGCACACUGGUGGCAGCCCAUUGUAAUGGAACCAGCCCAAAUUACAUCAGGGUCAAGAAGCACAGGAGCUGAUGUUGUAGAAAAACAAAAUCAGGGGCACUGCUCAUUCCUACUGCAUGCAGAGGUUUUAGAUGAGCAGCGCAGCUCGCAUAACAUAACUCGUGCAUUACAGAAAAUGGUGGCAGAGUGGCUUGGGGAGCAGGCAAAUACACAGGCGAAGAUGGGGUUUGUGGUCACUGAUGAGGCAGCCAAUAUGUUAAAAGCACUGCGGGAUGGCAAAUUUGUUGGUGUCCGAUGCUCCGCCCAUGUCCUCCAUCUUAUAGUAAAGGCUGGUAUAGAUGACACCACUGAGAGCAAUACAAAGCUCUCUGAAGUGUUAGACUCCUGUAGGAAAAUUGCAGGCCAUUUUCAUAGAAGUGUGAAGGACAGUCACAUUUUCAGGCAGGAGCAGAUUAAGGCAGGUCUUCCUCAACACCGCCUGAAGCAGGAUGUAAGCACCAGGUGGAAUUCUACAUUGGACAUGCUUGAAAGAAUUCUGGAGCAACAAAAAGCAAUACAUGCAAUGUCACAUGAACAUGUCCUCGGUGUGACCAGACCACUUAGCAGGGAGGAGUGGAAAAUAAUAGCUCAGGUGGUGACUGUACUAAGCCCCUUUCGUGCAGACACAGCAAACCUAAGUCAAGAAUAUGCAAGCUUGGCUCAAGUCAUCCCCCUCUUUACCCAUCUUGUUAACAAAAUGGAUGCCAUCCUCAACCAUAGAGAAAACUUGUCUGGAGGAUACAUAGUACCUGAUGUUGCCACACUUGUCAGGAGACUGCAUGGACAAUUAAACCGGAGGAUCACAGAGCUCACUGAUGCUUGCCCUGAACUGAUGCUUGCCACCAUGUGUGACCCCCGAAUUAAGGGCAAAAUGGCACUCCAAGCCAAUUCCCUAACAAGCUGGAGAGAGAAAUUAAUCAACAGGGUGUGUGACAGGCAAAGACACUUGGUUGUGCCGUCAGAGAGGGACAAUGAUGAUGAUGAUGAAGAAGAAGAGGAGGAUGAGUCUGCUAUGUCAUCAUCACCCAUCACAAACACUGCUGGACACUCAUCAAGAGCUGCUGACUUUUGGGCAGAAACUUUGCAAACCUUGGUCGGACACACCAGACAACCCUCAAGGAUACCCAGAGAUAAGGUUGCAGAGACUGUAAAAAGUUAUUUGUCUGAACCCCAUCUGGCACCUACAGCGGAUAGUCUCAAGUACUGGGAUGAAAGGAGGGCGAUUUGGCCUGCUCUCUCCAUGGUGGCCCAGGAGCUCCUAUCCUGCCCCCCAACCUCUGUGCAAAGUGAACGGGAUUUAGUGGACAUUUAGUGGACAAUUUUGUGGAUACAACAAGGACGUAAAUUUAUGUGGUAAAGGAGUUCAGCAAAUCAGUGGCAGGAUUUGGCACCAUUUUGUAUGAGGCUACAAUAUACAAGUCAACAUGAAACUUUGGUAAUAGAAUACAGAGGUAAUACAAUAAACCUGAACAUUGCCAACAUUUCUAACAUAACAAAACUGUCAACCAGCCUAAAAAUAUUGCCAUCAGGAGGUCCACCCUUAGCUGUGCUGUGGCCUGAAGGUGCUGGCCAACAUCACUUGGAAGUCGUCAGCCUGCCGACGGUGAAGUCGGUGCAUGGUCCUAUUCAAGCGUCGCAUCUCCCAUGCAAGGUGCCUCGUCUCCCUGGACAACCUGUCCCUUUCUUGGAGUACCCUAAGAUCUCUCUGCCUCGGAUGUCUGAGCCUCUGGCAGGAGGUGCUUCUUCAAUUCCAGCUCCCAGUUCUUGAAGUUGAAGUUUUUUGACUACUGAUGCCCUGCAGUCAUAGUACCUGAUUGUGUUUUACAUAAAAUAGUUUAUUCAAGUUUAUCAUACCAUUUCCGUUUUAUGACAAUAAACUGUUUUGUUGAG
Molecule: messenger RNA, 2972 nt
Organism: Hyla sarda
Lineage: Eukaryota; Metazoa; Chordata; Amphibia; Anura; Hylidae
Product: zinc finger BED domain-containing protein 4-like
Exons: 4
Coding region: 1069-2394 (441 amino acids)
Molecular function (GO): protein dimerization activity
Source: RefSeq, a predicted model, not a curated record